Molecule: messenger RNA, 3010 nt
Organism: Quercus lobata
Lineage: Eukaryota; Viridiplantae; Streptophyta; Magnoliopsida; Fagales; Fagaceae
Exons: 4
Coding region: 165-2405 (746 amino acids)
Molecular function (GO): protein binding; zinc ion binding
Source: RefSeq, a predicted model, not a curated record
ACGGGACAGGGCUUUAGAGUUUUAGCCAAAAAGCUCUGCCUUUCUUGUUUGUUUGAAUCUGCUUUGUGGGUUUGGCCUCUUUCUCUUCUCUCUUUCUUUCUCCUAUUGGAAAACACCACCAAAAACAACCCCAUCUGCUUCUCUCAACUCUGCCUUAUAAGGCCAUGGCUGCGAAGAAAAUUAUAGCAAUAUGUCAGUCAGGUGGGGAGUUUGUGACGAAUAAAGAUGGGUCCUUGUCCUAUAGUGGGGGUGAUGCUUAUGCCAUAGACAUUGAUCAGCAAACGCAGUUAAGUGAUUUCAAGUCAGAAAUAGCUGAGAUGUUCAGUUGUAGUGUUGAUAACAUGAUUCUCAAGUACUUCCUUCCCGGGAAUAAGAAAACCCUCAUCACAAUUUCCAAAGACAAGGACUUGCAACGAAUGGUGAAUUUCAUUGGCGAUUCUGUCACGGUUGAUGUCUUUAUCAUGUCGGAGGAAGCUGCUGCUCGAAAUUUAUCCAUCAUGCCUUGUAGUAGGUCGAGUAGGACAACUGUAUCAGAAGCUGUGGUUCCUGUUGUUGCCCCAAUUGAUAUUCCAGUCGAUACAGCUCAAGUCAUUGAACCUAUAGAGAUUGGUAUACCUAAUGAAGAAGCGCCUUUAAUUUGUCAUGAUGGUUCUAAUGAUGAAAAGCAUCGGAAAGCUGCACAACAGUGGGAAAACACCAUCACUGGUGUGGACCAAAGGUUUAAUAGUUUUAGUGAAUUCCGGGAAGCAUUGCAUAAGUACUCAAUUGCCCAUGGGUUUGCUUAUAGAUAUAAGAAAAAUGACAGCCAUCGCGUCACUGUCAAAUGCAAAUCCCAAGGUUGUCCAUGGCGGAUAUAUGCAUCAAGGUUGUCUACCACCCAAUUGAUUUGUAUCAAGAAAAUGAACACAGAGCAUACUUGUGAAGGAGCCACUGUGAAAGCAGGGUAUAGAGCAACUAGAGGUUGGGUGGGAAGUAUUAUAAAGGAGAAGUUGAAAGUUUCCCCAAACUACAAGCCAAAGGAUAUUGCGGAUGACAUCAAACGAGAGUAUGGGAUUCAAUUGAACUAUUCUCAGGCAUGGCGCGCAAAAGAGAUUGCAAGGGAGCAGCUUCAAGGAUCCUAUAAAGAGGCAUAUACUUUGUUACCCUUUUUCUGUGAAAAGAUAAAGGAUACUAAUCCAGGGAGUGUCGCCACAUUUACCACUAAGGAUGACUCAAGCUUCCAUCGUUUCUUUGUAUCAUUCCAUGCCUCAAUAUCUGGUUUUCAGCAAGGAUGUCGCCCUCUCCUUUUCCUUGAUAGCACUUCUUUAAACUCAAAAUACCAAGGGGUAUUGCUAUCUGCAACAGCUGCUGAUGGUGAUGAUGGUAUCUUUCCUGUAGCUUUUGCUGUUGUAGAUGCUGAGACUAAUGACAAUUGGCAUUGGUUCUUAGGGGAACUUAAAUCUGCUGUGUCAACACCUCAGCAGCUUACUUUUGUUGCAGAUUUUCAGAAUGAUUUGAAGAAGUCAUUGGCUGAGAUAUUUGAUAAAUGCUACCACAGCUAUUGUUUACGUCAUCUUGCUGAGAAACUUAAUAAGGACUUGAAGGGGCAGUUUUCUCACGAGGCAAGACGAUUUAUGAUUAAUGAUUUUUAUGCUGCUGCUUAUGCACCCAAACUUGAGGGUUUCCAGAGUAGUGCUGAUAACAUUAAAGGAAUUUCUCCUGAAGCUUACAAUUGGGUAAUACAAAGUGAGCCAGAGCACUGGGCAAAUGCGUUCUUUGCAGGAGCAAGGUAUAAUCACAUGACAUCAAACUUUGGACAACAAUUCUACAGUUGGGUAUCAGAGGCGCAUGAGCUGCCAAUCACACAGAUGAUUGAUGUAUUACGAGGUAAGAUGAUGGAAUCCAUCUAUACACGACGGGUAGAUUCCAGUCAAUGGACAACAAAGUUAACUCCAUCCAAGGAAGAAAGGCUACAAAAAGAAACUUCAAUAGCUCGAUCACUUCAAGUGUUAAUCUCACAUGGUAGCACAUUUGAGGUUCGAGGAGAAUCUGUUGAUAUUGUUGAUAUUGAUCAUUGGGAUUGUAGCUGCAAAGAAUGGCAACUUACUGGUUUACCUUGCUGCCAUGCUAUUGCUGUCUUUGAAUGCAUUGGUAGGAACCCAUAUGAUUAUUGCUCUAGAUAUUUCACAGCUGAGAGUUACCGAUUAACGUAUGCAGAGUCCAUUCAGCCUGUUCCAAAUGUAGACAGACCAAUCCCGGAUGAAUCAGCUUUGGCGAUAGUUACUGUAACCCCUCCACCUACUAAACGACCACCAGGCCGACCAAAGAUGAAGCAGUCUGAAUCCAUAGACAUAAUUAAACGCCAGCUCCAGUGUAGCAAGUGCAAGGGCCUUGGCCACAAUAAGAAGACAUGCAAAGAUUCCUAGUACACAUGUUAGGACAUUUUUAAGUAGAUUCAGCAACAAAGCAUGAAGCAUUUUGUUCUGAAGCAUUAACUAGUCUGACAGUUAGAGGGACAUGGCAAAGACAUGAUGCUAAUAGUAAUUGGAUGCCUUUGAUCUGCAAACCCAUGUGAUGACCUGGGAAAUCAGAUGUAAUUGGAGCUAGUAGUCAGGUUUUAUCUCUCAAAUUUGCUUCUUGCUAUUAGACAGAACAAACUCUCGUUCCUUUUCUGAAAUAUAUGAAUUCUAUGCACUACAAAAAAGUCAAAAGGUGAAACUUGAGGCAGAAGUGAUCCAUGGCCACACAGGCAUUUAUUAUUAUAAUCUGGUGUAGCAAUAUAUAUUUUGUUUAAGUUGAUCUUUCUUGCUGAAGAUCUGCAUUUUGGUUGCUGACAUCGGUUGCUUAUUGGUGAUUUUGCGGGGGUCUGGGAGCGUUCAUUGGUGAUUCUUGUUCCACUGUACUCAAUUUGUAUAUAGAUAUGUUGUGGACAUAUGAAAGGUUCAUGGUGCUUCUGUUAAUCCACCAUAUUUGUUCACCUUUGAAAACAUAAUAAUAAUAUCAUAAAUGAAAUUUUGAUCGAUAUAACGUU